GGAUAGUUCAGGGUGUCUCUAAGAGAGACAAAGAACUUUGUACAUUCUAAUAUGAUCCAGUCUUUGUUAACAUGGGUUGUAGACAUGAGAAGCACACUAACGUGUGAAUGAACUGAUUUCAAGAUAAAAUCCUCACUUUAUAGCAACAACUGUUUACUAGUAAAUUCUAAUCGAUUCAGUUGUCUGUCAGAUGUAUAAAAUAACAUUAUUUCUGUUACUUUGUAUUGGAUGCAGGAGGCCAGCCCUGACACUAUAUCCUUGGGGUUGAAUUUUCCUUGUAGCAAUGUCACAACAUAUAUAAAUAAAGAAAAGGAAAUGAUAGUGACACUGGAGAAGGCAUAUCUGCGUCAUAAUACUGAUGAAACUGCUAAAGAAGAAGCAGUGAGAGACAAAACAGUCCCACAAACCAGCACCUUAACCCCCAGUUCUUUUGAGGAAUUACAUAUUUCUGAUUUGCUCAAAUCCCCUGGAGGAAGUGAAUUAACCCUACUGACAGAAAUGGAGAUCGAACAUUACCUCUCAUGUAUCAAUACUGCAACAGAGGACAGUAAUGCUGCUUCCGAACUUAUGGCAGCUAUAAACUUGUUAGAAACUGAAGCAUGUACAGAUCAUUGGCCAGAAGGGCCUGAGGUGGACAAGGCAAACCCUGCGGUACUGGGUAAACUGGAUGAAGCCUUUAUAGAAAUCAACAGUCUUUUAUGGGAUCAUAACUGUAAAAGUAGCCAAGAAGUUUCAGAAAACCUAAAAUCUGAUAACAAUGUACAAAAGUAUUUAAAAAGCGUUCCAGAGGAAGAAAAAAGUAAUGCUGUGGGGCAAGCGCCAUGCACAGAAAGUAACAUUUUAAAUUCAGAGAUUAAAGGAGAGAAGUCCUUACGGACCCAUAUUCCAUCAGACUAUGCCAGGAAGAUGCCUACACACAGUGAAGAAGACAUGCAAACUAUGGAUGCAAGACCAGAGAAAUGGAAUGUGCAUGACAGCACCAAAACAAAUGACAAUACUUUGCCAAGAAAAGGUAGAAUAUGCUACCCUAUAAGUACAAGAAAAGGCCAAAGAAUGUCUAAGAGCAGAAUAUCUACUGGACACCGUAUAUUCAAUAAGACCAGCCGUAAUAUACACAAAAGAAACCAUAUGGGAGAGACGCAGCUCCAUAAGUCAGCCCAAAAAGGAGAUUUAGCCUCUGUGAAAAUUCUUCUUAAAGCUGGUAUAAAUGUAAACCAAAAAGAUAAUGCAGGCUGGACAGCAAUACACGAGGCUUCAUGUAAAGGGUUUACAGAUAUUAUCCUUGAGUUACUUCAUGCAGGUGCUGAUGUAAACAGUAAAGCAACAGAUGGAAUUUUGCCCAUUCAUGAUGCAGUCGUAGGAAACCAUUACAAGGCUGCAAAGAUUUUACUUGACUUUGGGGCAGAUCCUUUUGAGAAAGAUGAAAAUCACAAAAAUGCUUUUGACAAAUCCUGCAAUACCAGAAUGACCAAACUGUUAACAUCUUACAGCCGUAAACUGCAGGACUCCUUCCAAGAAAUGAUAUCUGAUGAAGAUAAUAUACAACAUAAAGCAAACUCUAAUGCUUCUUCAGUUACCUCUCCAACUAGAGAAAACUGUGCAAAGCAGUCUGUCCUGGACACUUUAGAAGACACAAAAAACAGACAAAGAAAACUCUUGUUGAAAGAAAGUAUGACACCAUUAGAUGCAGAAGAAAUGUGCCUUAUUCAAGAUAUUUUGAAUGAUGUAGUUACCAUGCAGAAGGAUGAAAGGGAUAUUCUUGCAAAAAAGUACAGGGCUUCUGUUGAUUCAUUUAAACAAGGGAUCUUAACAGAGAAGGUAACAAAUCUGGCAGGGAGGCAGAAGAUACUUCAGCAAGUUGUUUGCCAGCAAAAGGAAGUGGAUCAAAAAAUAACUGCCCAUAAGCAAAGUAAGAAAUCAGUUGUAUAUAGAUCAGAGGAAAGCUCAUGUCUGCAUUCCUGUAAUCUGUCUCCUGGAAGGAAUCAGAUCCCUGCAGUAUGUUCAGUUAGUGCAGGGCCGAAAGCCAACAUUGCUAAUGGAAGCUCCAUGACUAGUGUGGUACCAGCUAUAUCUGGAUCACCAGACUUGGAAAAUAGCACAGUCCAAGACAUAUUUAUGAGAUUCACUGGGAAUCCAGAGAUAAGUGAUGCAGGAGGCAAUCCUGCCAAUGUUUUCACUGCAGAAAGAAGAACAGAAAACUGCAUUUCAAAAUUAGCAUUCAAAGAAAAGCCAGCCUUUUUAGGUCUAGAGUACUCAUCUUCUAACCACAACACUGCCAACCCGCAGAAUGAGACAAAUGAGCAUUUAGAUUUUACAAAUACAGUAUCCAUGUCUCCUAAUCCUGGACCUUUAACCAGCACAGGCAGAACUGUUGUCCAAAACAAUGAUCCUCCUUCAGUCAGAGAUAGUUGCCAGAUGCCUCAUGCAGGCCAACAUUCAAAGAUUUAUUAUACUGACAUGGUCUCCCAGCAGAAAGAAAAUACAUCAGUGUCUUCUGUGGACAACUUAACAAGCAUAGGGAAACCGCAUCAAAGGAUGAUGGAUAAAGCACCCACAAGCCAUGUUGCAUCUAUCCAAAACACUCCUUCUCAGAGAUCUGAGAACCUAUCAGCUGCAAGCAGUCAUGCAAGGGGAGCAUCAAAAGGAAGGAUUAGAAAAAUUCACUUAAAAAAGCUUAUAAAUGCUGGAACAUUGAAGCCAGGAGAAAACGUCUUAGAGUUCAAAAUACAGGUAGUGACCUUUUAAGAUAAAGAUAUAGCGUAGUGUUCUGUAUUGCAUUUAUAAAUAGAAUUGUAUUCU
Molecule: messenger RNA, 2799 nt
Organism: Xenopus laevis (African clawed frog)
Lineage: Eukaryota; Metazoa; Chordata; Amphibia; Anura; Pipidae
Product: ankyrin repeat domain-containing protein 31-like
Exons: 10
Coding region: 229-2745 (838 amino acids)
Source: RefSeq, a predicted model, not a curated record